Molecule: messenger RNA, 927 nt
Organism: Pseudomassariella vexata
Lineage: Eukaryota; Fungi; Ascomycota; Sordariomycetes; Amphisphaeriales; Pseudomassariaceae
Exons: 2
Coding region: 1-927 (308 amino acids)
Molecular function (GO): oxidoreductase activity, acting on the CH-OH group of donors, NAD or NADP as acceptor
Source: RefSeq, a predicted model, not a curated record
AUGUCCGAUCCAGACGUGUUUACGAAACCGUUCAACUUGACCCCAAAAUUCCACCGUGAUCUCUACCCGUUCAUCUCGCCCGAGAAUCCCCAGAACUCGCAGGAAGGUAAGAUCGUCGUUGUCAUCGGAGGCGGCGAUGGAAUCGGCGCUGCCGCCGCGCAAGUCUGGGCUCGCGCCGGAGCUCAGGGCGUGGUCCUUGUCGCGAGACGCGCCGAGACUCUCCAGAAGGUCGGUAGCGAGAUUAAGGCCGCGAACCCCAAGGUGGAAGUCGUGAUAGCGCCCACCGAUAUUACCAAUGGGGACGCCGUCAAGGAGAUGUUCGGCAAAGUCAACAGCGCCUUCGGAAGACCUGCGGAUGUGAUGCUCAAUGUCGCUGGAUAUUCUGCCGAGAACGAGAUGGUCGGAGACACCGGUGUGGAGGAGUGGUGGAAAAGCUGGAAUGUCAACCUCAAGGGUUCCUAUGCAGCGAUCCACCAUUUCAUCCAGUCGCAGAAAGAUCCCAAGAACCCGACCGGUACCGUAAUCCUGGUGUCCGGAAACCGAGCGGGCCUGACGGAGCCCGGGCACUCGGCAUACAACAUCUCUAAGCUCGCACAGCAGCGGCUCAUCGAACAUAUCCACGCAGAGUACCCCACCCUGCGCGCCUUCACUACGUCGCCAGGUAUCGUUCUGACGAAGCAGAUAACGCCCGCUUACAUGAAAUACGCCGUCGACCACCCGCAGCUGCUCGGCUCCCUGACGCUAUACUUGGCGCAGCCCCGCGCGGAUUACCUGCGAGGUGAUUACGUCAGUGUCAACUGGGACAUGGAGGAGUUGGAGACGUACAAGGAUGAUAUCGUAAAAAGGAAGCUGCUGAAAACUUCAUGGUUGCCCAUCAUGCCCAUUGGAGGCGGAACAGGGUUGGGUGGCAGUCUAGCCCAGAAGUAG